This is a messenger RNA of Caenorhabditis auriculariae, 1718 nucleotides long. Lineage: Eukaryota; Metazoa; Nematoda; Chromadorea; Rhabditida; Rhabditidae. The record is from the annotation of a GenBank genome assembly.
AUGCAAUACCAGGUUCGUUCGUUUUUAAAUUUUCUUUUUCCACUUCUCAAAUUCCUAAUGAUCCAAUUUUAACAUUAGGCUUUUAAUCUUUUCUAAACCUAUUAAAAAAACUGAAAAAAAUUUUCGCUUUCUCGAUUCUUCGACAUGCUUUUUUCACAUCGUUUUCCAGAGCGUCAAAGCGAUUUCUCUUGUUUAUUUCCUCAAAAAAAAACCUCUAAACGCGUUCGAAAAGCGGAACGAAAUGCAUUAGAUGGAUCUUAUCAUCAAUAUACCCGGGAUUUUAAAAGAAACAAAAAACGACAGAGAGACCGACGGAAAAAGAAAGGAUUCUGCAUAUACUUGUAUAUUUCUUGAUGAACCUAGAAGAGAAGGGAAAAUGCUGGAAAAUUGAGCAAAGCCCAGUUAACAGAAAAAUCUUCCCAUUCAAAAAUUUGCACGACUGCUUCUCUACCAAAAAUAAAAUGUUUUCAGUGAUUUUUAUACGUGUCAAGACCCUUUCCCCAAUCGGCUUUACUCAGUAAUUAUAUUUUUCUAACCUUAACCACGGCAAAAAAUUUAAAAAAAAAAUGAGUUAGUACCUACAAGAAAGUUAGAAUGCAAAAUUAUUAAUACCGCAUUUGUUUCUUCAAUAUUUUCUCUCCUAUCACCUAACACUGAUAAAACAGCUUUCGAGAAAUUUUUCACAGAAACAUAUUUCAAAUUAGAGCGGUGACGUCAGUGCUUUUGGAAAGUGGUCCGCCCACAUUUUCCGACGUAACUCUUUGUUCAUUUCCUUUUUCUUUUUAGGCAAAAAAAAAACAUUCCUAAAAAAAAGCGAGUACACGUGGACUAUUUUUGAGAUGAAAGAAAUAUCCCAUAUUUUUGCAAAAAUGAAACUUUUUUCUUAUUUUGCUAGUCCCGUAAAACCUUUUCUGGGAAUAUUCUCAUUACAACAUGUUGAAAAAUGCUUUCUGAACUUUUGAAAGAGCUUCAAAACGAAGAUAUGUUCCCAUUGUUCAUUUAUAUCAUGAUAACCUUUUCUGUAAAGCUCAAGAAUUUUUGAACAUUUUGCUCUUGUUCGUGUAAAAAAGUUUCCAGUGCUUGAUAAAUGAUACUUUUUUUGUCCAAGGUGCUUCAAACUGUUAAAGAAGAACUCACAACGGUUAUCUAUAAUGCUUGGAAAACUCCAAAUUGCACACAAGAAAUAAACGGAAAUGGGAUUCGAGAUGGAAUUUUUUUUUUUGGGAAAAUGUAAAAGGUGAACAUCAGAGACAAUAUUUGAAUGUGCCAAUUUCCAAAAUUUUCCGACUCCUUUUCACUAAAUUCCAUGAAUUCCCUCCGUGAAUCCCAGAGCAAUCGCUCCUGAAACGAUGGAUACAGAAGAGCCGUCACCUCCACGCUAUUAUUCCGUUGCCUCAGGGCAAAAAUCGAGAGAGAGAAAGAGAAGAGAGACGUGAAGAAGGAAAGAGCGCCACGUGUGGCCUGCGUCUUUGCCUGAGCGAGUGUGGCGCGGUUAGGGUCGCCGUUCCUCGCGGAAUAACCACAGAGGCUCACGCGCGAAACGAAACCGAGAGAGACAGGCGCCGACUCGGUCGCCUCCACAGCACGAGACGACGAGAGAAGGCAAAAGGGACAGCCGACUGGCCCCAGGGCGACUACUUCCAGCCAGAAGAGCCGUCGUCGCUUCGGGAAGCCGAAGCCGAAGCCCUACUUGCUCCUCACACGACGUCACUGCAUGA